GAUGCCGUAUAUCCGCUCUCUUUCUCCGCCAUUUUAUGUCGCUUUUCUAUUGUUCAUAAUUGAAGUUAGCAGGGGCGGCGGAGCGAUUUACUGCGCAUUAAAACAUUUUUGGAUAUUGCUCAGUGGACAUCAGCAAAAUAGGGUAAAGGAGCAAGAAUCCAAGGUCAUCAUAGAAUACGACACACGUGGAUUUUUCUCUCAGGGUUCGAUCUCAACCUCGGUCGGAAAAUAUGAUGGACGACGAAACACCCAAGACCCUGUAUGUUGGGAACCUGUCCCGGGAUGUGACUGAAGCCCUCAUCAUGCAGCUGUUUGGACAGAUCGGCCCCUGCAAGAGCUGUAAAAUGAUAGUAGACACGGCAGGUAAUGACCCAUACUGCUUUGUGGAGUUCUACGAACACAGGCACGCUGCCUCGUCACUCGCAGCCAUGAAUGGUCGUAAAAUAAUGGGUAAGGAGGUCAAGGUGAACUGGGCCACAACCCCUAGCAGCCAGAAGAAAGACACAAGCAAUCACUUCCAUGUCUUCGUUGGAGACCUCAGUCCUGAAAUCACCACGGAUGACAUCAAGGCUGCUUUCGCCCCCUUUGGGAGGAUAUCUGAUGCUCGAGUGGUGAAAGACAUGGCCACUGGCAAAUCUAAAGGCUAUGGCUUUGUGUCCUUCUUCAACAAAUGGGAUGCAGAGAAUGCCAUCCAACAGAUGGGAGGUCAGUGGUUGGGAGGACGGCAGAUCAGGACUAACUGGGCCACCAGGAAGCCCCCUGCGCCCAAAGCCACCUACGAGACAAACACCAAACACCUGUCGUUUGAAGAGGUUGUGAACCAGUCCAGUCCCAGCAACUGUACCGUCUACUGUGGAGGUGUCACAACAGGCCUCACAGAGCAACUGAUGAGGCAGACCUUCACCCCCUUCGGUCAGAUCAUGGAGAUCAGAGUUUUCCCAGACAAAGGCUACUCAUUUGUGAGGUUCAACUCCCACGAGGGAGCGGCCCACGCCAUAGUGUCAGUGAACGGGACGUCCAUAGAUGGUCACGUGGUGAAGUGUUACUGGGGGAAAGAAACCACAGACAUGGUCAGCCCCAUGCAGCAGGUACAGAUGCCUCAGGUAAGACCACAGCAGAACAAAAUAGGUUUUGCAGCUCAGCCCUACGGCCAGUAUGCCCAGUGGUACGGUAACGCCCAGCAGAUUGGCCAAUACGUCCCAAAUGGGUGGCAGGUACCCACCUACGGAGUCUAUGGACAGGCCUGGAACCAGCAGGGAUUCAACCAUUUACAGGCGGGUGCUGGGUGGACGGGCGUGGGAGCCGUCAGUAAUGGUGGUGUGGUGGAGUCUGGACAGGGAGUCAAUGGGACUGUGCUGGCCAACCAGUCCGGCAUGGGCACCGCUGGCUACCACACCCACUGAUCAGCGUUGGCCUGGCGGCCCAGAGUCGUCCUCCUACCCUCCACAACAGGGAUCCUAUACAGGGGGUGGGGGGGCCAACAUGUGCCCUGUCUUUUACAACAUGAUUAAGAACUCUAUGACGGGGAGGGGGGGGGUUCCCCUGUCCGUCCCCCCCACCCAACCUGGUUUUUACAUGUAAGUUUUAUGGUGGAGAAGAGGAGGAAACGCUUGUGUGUGUCAUUGGCGAUAGAGUUGCCCAGUCCUGGUAUAUAAGAUACACACGUGUGUGUGUGUGUAUACAGUACCAGUAAAAAGUUUAUUCCAGUGUUUUUCUUUAUUUGUAUUAUUUUCUAGAUUGUAGAAUAAUAGUAAAGACAUCAAAACUAUGAAAUAACACACAUGGAAUCAUGUAGUAACCAAAAAAAAGUGUUAAACAAAUCAAAAUACAUUUUUAUAUUUGAGAUUGUUCAAAUUAGACACCAUUUACCUUUACAGCUUUGCACAUUCUUGGCAUUCUCUCAACCAGCUUCAUGAGGAAUGCUUUUCCAACAUUCUUGAAGGAGUUCCCACAUGCUGAGCACUUGGCUGCUUUUCCUUCACUCUGCGGUCCAACUCAUCCCAAACUAUUUCAAUUGGGUUGAGGUCGGGUGAUUGUAGAAUCCAGGUCAUCUCAUGCAGCACUCAUCACUCUCCUUCCUGGUCAAAUAGCCCUUACACAGCCUGGAGGUGUUUUGAGGUUUUCCUGUUUAAAACAACUUAGUCCCUAUAAGCGCAAACCAGAAGGGACGGCGUAUCGCUGCAGAAUGUGCCUUGAAUUCUAAAUAAAUCAGACAGUGUCACCAGCAAAGCACCAUCACACCUCGUCCUCCAUACUUCACAGGGGAACCACACAUGCAGAGAUCAUCCGUUAACC
Molecule: messenger RNA, 2295 nt
Organism: Oncorhynchus gorbuscha (pink salmon)
Lineage: Eukaryota; Metazoa; Chordata; Actinopteri; Salmoniformes; Salmonidae
Product: nucleolysin TIA-1-like
Exons: 12
Coding region: 231-1403 (390 amino acids)
Cellular component (GO): cytosol
Molecular function (GO): mRNA binding
Source: RefSeq, a predicted model, not a curated record